CGGAGCCCCGAAUGAAGGGCAGCGUUCAUGUGGUGCUGAGGAAGAGCCAGGGAACAGGGAGACAGGGCUGCUGAGGCACGAGCUGGCCCUGCUGAAGAUGAGGGUGGUGCUCCUGCUGCUCCUGGUGUCCAUGGGGAACGUCGGAGCCGAGCUGGAGAAGGGCCCCCCCAGGCGCCUGUCGUGCGUGCGCUGCUGCGGCCCCUCGGAGCAGCCCGUGUCCAUCCUCUCCUCCAGGCACACCAGGAUGAGCAGCAGCCCCUACUCUGUGCCCAAAGUCCAGCCCACCAUAGACAUCACCAUCCUCAAAGGGGAGAAGGGCGAGAUGGGAGAGAAGGGAUUCCCUGGAGCAGCUGGCAAGGCUGGAGAGAGAGGAUUACGUGGCCUGAACGGCAGGAAGGGCCAGAAAGGGCAGCCCGGCCCUCAGGGCCACUCCUGCAAGCAGCUCUUCGCCGCCUUCUCGGUGGGCCGGAGGAAACCCCUGCACAGCUCCGACUACUUCCAGCUCGUCACCUUCGACACUGAGUUGGUGAACCUCUACCAGCACUUCAACAUGUUCACGGGGAAGUUCUUCUGCUACGUGCCGGGCAUCUACUACUUCAGCCUCAACGUGCACACGUGGAACUACAAGGAGACCUACGUGCACGUGAUGAGGAACGAGCAGGAGGUGGCCAUCCUGUACGCCCAGCCCAGCGAGCGCAGCAUCAUGCAGAGCCAGAGCCUCAUGCUGGACCUGCAGGAGGGCGACGAGGUCUGGGUCAGGAUGUUCAAGAGGGAGAGGGAAAACGCCAUUUACAGCGAGGAGUCCGAUGUUUACAUCAUCUUCAACGGGCACCUCGUCAAACCGGCCGUGGAGUAGCCGCUCGCCGGCUCCGGGUGCGAGGCUUUGGUAGAUCCAGUAGAGUCUUCCCUCGUAGAAGUGCACAUCUAGUUCCACUUGGAAGGGUUAUAGAUCUGGAAGGGUUGUCUGUCCAUGCCCAGUGAGGGUGGAGGUGGCUGUUCCAAGGUGCUACGAGCUGCACAAGCACCCACAAGGCUUCAAUUCCAGCUUUGUAACCCUGUGUGGACCCCCAGUAACACCCCUGGAGGCUUUGCCAAGCUGACAGCAAAAAUUUAACUCCUUCACUCUGCUAGAGAGAAAAAAAUUUAAUUAUACCUAAGGGCCUGGGUGCUAAUUGAGGACUGUAAUUCUUCCUGCUGUUUGGGAAUUUUUGCAUAAUCCAGGAAGGAUUAUAGAUCUAUAAGGGUUGUCUUUCCAUGCCCAGUGAGGGUGGAGGUGGCUGUUCCAAGGUGCUAUGAGCUGCACAAGCACCCACAAGGCUUCAACUCCAGCUUUGCAACCCUGUGUAGACCCCUAGUAAACCCACGAGACCCAGUAAUAUCCCUCCUAAGCUGGCAGCAAAAAUUUAACUCCUUUGCUCUCCUUUAGAGAAGAAAUUUUAAUUAUAUCUGAGGUGCUAAUGGGUGCUAGUUAAGGAAUGUCAUUCUUCCUGCUAUGUGGGAAUCUUUAAAUUGUCCAGGAAGGAUUAUAGAUCUGGAAGGGUUGUCUUUCCAUGCCCAGUGAGGGUGGAGGUGACUGUUCCAAGGUGCUACGAGCUGCACAAGCACCCACAAGGCUUCAACUCCAGCUUUGCAACCCUGUGUAGGCCCCCAGUAACAUCAACCCUAAAUUCCAGUUUUGUUCCAUUUCGUGCAAUAUUUCGUUCUGAGAGCACAAUUCCAGAAUUAAAUAGUGGCUUCUCCACCUGGGAAAGCUUUUCCAGAGGCACAGAGCUGGAAGAGCCACAGCUACCCCUCUGUACUAAUACCAACAUUCCUUAUAAGAACAUCCAGCAGGGCUGGGAAUGUGGGUUUCCCAUUUGAAAAUGGUGGGAUGGUUGGAAUUUGCUGAGCUGGAAUUCCAUGGAAAUUGCCAUCUCAUAGCACCGUCAUUGCUGGAAAAUGGAGAGGAAAACUGGGAAGAA
Pipra filicauda (Wire-tailed manakin) is the source of this 1961-nucleotide messenger RNA. RefSeq names its product C1q and TNF related 8 (gene C1QTNF8). NCBI's taxonomy places the organism in Eukaryota, Metazoa, Chordata, Aves, Passeriformes, Pipridae. Gene Ontology annotation, molecular function: protein binding. The record is from RefSeq and is a predicted model, not a curated record. The transcript is spliced from 3 exons. The coding region runs from base 98 to 856 and encodes 252 amino acids.